UAAAAGCUUUACGACUAUUUUGGAGGUUGAUUCAAAAUGGAGUAGAGCUUACAGGUACAAAUCAAACACUAUAGCUUUAUCCUCGUCUUUUUACAUUGUUUUUACAUUAACAGGUUGUUAUUUAAUAGAAAGUCAGUAACUCCUGCAAAAUGACAGAAGAAAAGAAGUCGGGCCUGGGCUUCUUUUCGAGCUACGACGAUUUGAGCGACAGCAGCGAUGGUAGCGACUCCGACCAGGACGAAGAUAGUCGAAAGAAGAAACAGGGGACAGACGGUCCGGGAAACGGGGCUCAGUCCUCCCAACAAGGGACCAAACGAGCCGCCGGUGGAGCACCGUUACCCAAACCUCACGAGCUCUUCGGCUCCGUGUCCAAGCCCGCUUUUCUCUACAACCCGCUGAAUAAGCAGAUAGACUGGGAGAGUCUCACGGUCAAAGCUCCGGAAGAGCCUGCCAGAGAGUUUAAGCCAUGGAAGACAAAUGCUGUACCCCCUCCUGAGAGCUACACCACGGAGCCAGAGAAGAAGAAGGGGGCUCCCCCAGGCAUGGACAUGGCAAUAAAGUGGUCCAAUGUGUAUGAGGACAAUGGGGAAGAUGCACCACAGCCUUUCUCUGGCAAUGCCCGGUUCUUACCCGCAGAGGAGGAACUCUCUGAAUCAGAUGAGGAAUCUGAUAAGCUAGACCUGUCUGCCAAGAAACGUCGAGUGGAGACCUUCCAGCAGAAGGAGAAGAGGAAGAGGGACAUGGGACAAGCGACCUCUGACAAGAAUUUCGUAGAGGAGGAGAAAAGGAUCCUCAGGCAAAAUGUUGAUUGAGGCCUAAACUCUCCUGCAACAAUGAAUCUGUUUCUAAUUUAAAUAUUUUUUUAUCUCAGCUGAGACCGCUCACAGACUUUAGCACAACGGUCAAGUAGGUGGUAUAGUGCAAACCUCAUUUGACCUAUAUGUUGACGUCAUUUGCAAUAUUAUAGCAUUUGUUUUGUUUCCAAAGGACUAUCAGCACACUUUAAAAAGAAGUAUAGUAUAUGACAGUCCCACUGUAAAAAAUGUUCCAUUUAAGAACUUAGAUUCUGGUAAAUCUCUGCAGACUAUUUUCCCAAAAGGAAAAUUCAGGUGUUUUACAGUCUGGAUCGUGUUUUCAUAGUUUUGUUCAUCAUCCCUUAUCGUUUUUACCCACCAACUCUUUUCAAAGUACACAGGGAUGAGGGAUAUCACAGCUUUACAACGUGUACUGGGCAUUACCAAACUAGUGAUUAGACAGGUUUGGUCCUAGUUUGGCAUCAACUUCACUUUACUUCCGAAUAUGUAGUCUAGACAACAAGGUGAAAUGAGACUUGUCUAAACUUGCCUGAUUGCUCUUGUUUGAGUUCCUGUGUCCCUGGACCUUUGCAAAGGAGUUGGUGAUUACAAUGUUAUCAUAACCAAUCAGGAUAAAGGCCAAAUUAUUUGGCUGGCUGUGACAUUUUGAAUAUACACGAAUAUUAAUGUGGUUAGUUGGCUUUGCCUCCUAUUUGCUUUAAUUUAAAAAGCUAAACUGACAGUGACGUCUGCUGUGGUGGUUUACUUGGUCUGUAUUUGUCUUGUAUUAUACAAAGUCUAAUCACCGCUGACAUAUGGAAUAUGUGUUGUGUGAAUACAGUGACUUUCCUUUUAAAAAUGUGAUUUAAGAUGGCUGUAAAUCUGUUAAAAUGACAUAUAAAAAAAAGUUGUUCUUACUGCCUAUGGGCACUAGGUGUCACCCUUAAGCCACACUAGAAAACACUCCCUCCAUGUUUGUAGUGACAUCUGCUGCACUUUGACACUGUGGACAUUGGGCACCCAAAUUACAACCAUGGUCCGUGUAUAUACUGUUUGUCAGGAGGGGAGUUCAGAUCUUCAUUUUGGAAGUCUGUCUCAUCUCAGUUCUCUUAAGAUACUUGAUGCAUACAGUCUGCUCAUUCAGUCUCAUGUACCUUGCAUGAAACAACACUUUACAUCGGUGUGAAAUUAAGCUUCUUGCAUGUUUAGUAUCGGAAGAUGUUUGGAACAUUGUACUGUUUUAUGUACAUUUUGUUACUGCCAGCAAAUCUGCUCAUUUGGUGUAAACUGUUGUACAUGGAUAAUUUUCAAAGUUUGUUUUCAAUGUUCAUCAUAAACCACUUAACCGUAGGCAAUAAAAUGUAUUUUACUGGAGAA
Perca fluviatilis (European perch) is the source of this 2171-nucleotide messenger RNA. RefSeq names its product chromosome 9 C1orf52 homolog (gene c9h1orf52). NCBI's taxonomy places the organism in Eukaryota, Metazoa, Chordata, Actinopteri, Perciformes, Percidae. The transcript is spliced from 3 exons. Bases 150 to 812 code for a protein of 220 amino acids. The record is from RefSeq and is a predicted model, not a curated record.